AAAAUACAACAAUGGUGAUCCAAACUUUUAAUAACUUAUUAUCGUCCAAUCAAACGUCACUAUAUCCCCUUAUAAAUAAUCAUCCCACCCCAUUUUCAAUCUCAAUAUCAAGUUUUACACCCACUUCUUCAAAAGUUAAAAAAGCUUUUUUAUCUAGCAAAAAGAACAGAGAAUUAGUAUUGGGUUUUAUCAAAGAAGUAAAAAAGCGUGAUCAAAAUCAAGAAAAAAUGACAAUUGGCUCUGCUAUUCGUCUUUCGGGCCGGAAUUUGGUGGUGAAGGACAGGGUUAUCUUGACUGACGUAUCUGAAAAGGUGGUAACUUCUUCUGGCUUGAAAUCGGGCCAAACGGACGGGACGUUUAUUGGGGCGGUUUUUGAUGAAGAAUGUAGCAGACAAGUGGUGUCGCUUGGGCGGCUUAAUGAUGUCCGGUUUAUGGCGUGUUUUCGGUUUAAGUUAUGGUGGAUGGCCCAGAAAAUGGGGGAUAAAGGAAGUGAAAUUCCAUUGGAGACACAGUUUCUAUUGAUGGAAACUGUUGAGGAGAGUGAAAAGGUGUAUAUUGUCUUUUUGCCAUUAACUGAAGGGUCUUUUCGAGCUUGUCUGCAAGGUAAUACUUCAGACGAGCUCGAAGUUUGUGUUGAGAGUGGUGAUGUGGAUAUUAAAGGGUCUGUUUUUUCACACACGGUUUAUGUUGGUGUGGGAACAGACCCUUUUAGUACGAUUUCAGAUGCAAUUAAUGUAGUUAAGUUGCAUCUGAAGACGUUUAAGCAACGUGAGGAUAAAAAGCUUCCCGGGAUAGUUGAUUAUUUUGGGUGGUGUACUUGGGACGCAUUUUAUCAAGACGUGACUCAAGAAGGGGUCGAGUCCGGAUUAAAAAGUUUGGCUGAAGGUGGGACCCCUGCAAAAUUCGUGAUCAUUGAUGAUGGAUGGCAGUCUGUUGGAUCAGAUGCUAAAAAGAUUGAGGAAGAAGAAGAAUCACAACCUUUGAUGAGGCUAACUAGCAUUAAAGAAAAUGAAAAGUUUCAAAACAAGGAUGACCCGACAACUGGGAUCAAGAACAUAGUAAAUGUCGCGAAAAAUACAUACGGGCUGAAAUAUGUGUAUGUGUGGCACGCGAUUGUAGGGUAUUGGGGUGGGGUCCGCCCUGAUGCAGAGGGUAUGGAGGAAUACGGGCCGUUGAUAAAAUAUCCAAUAGCCUCAAAAGAGAUUGUCGCUAAUGAUCCUACAUGGAAGACCGAUGUAUUGGCUUUACAAGGUUUGGGAGUAAUGGACCCGAAAAAAGUUUUCAAAUUUUACAACAAUUUACACAGCUACCUGGCUGCAGCCGGUGUUGAUGGGGUCAAGGUCGAUGUGCAGAGCAUUUUGGAGACGCUCGGAACUGGUUUUGGUGGUCGGGUUGCACUAACCCGACAGUACCAUCAGGCACUUGAUGCAUCUAUUGCUCGGAAUUUUCCAGAUAAUGGCUGCAUUGCCUGUAUGAGCCACAACACAGAUUCCCUAUAUAGCUCUCAACAAACAGCAGUGGUUCGGGCUUCAGAUGAUUUCUAUCCUCGUGAUCCUGUUUCACACACUAUCCAUAUUGCAGCCGUGGCUUACAACAGUGUGUUUCUUGGAGAAUUUAUGCAGCCCGAUUGGGAUAUGUUCCAUUCGCUACAUCCUGCAGCUGAGUACCAUGCAUCUGCAAGGGCUAUUAGUGGUGGCCCGAUUUACGUAAGUGAUGCUCCUGGGAAGCAUAAUUUUGAUCUUUUGAAGAAACUUGUAUUGCCUGAUGGCUCUGUGCUUCGAGCCCGAUUGCCAGGUAGACCUACUAAAGAUUGUCUUUUUACUGACCCAGCCCGUGAUGGUGUUAGCUUGUUAAAGAUUUGGAAUAUGAAUAAGUACACUGGAGUUAUCGGUGUUUAUAACUGUCAAGGAGCUGCAUGGAACGCUACUGAACGAAAAAACGCUUUCCAUGAAACCCAAACCAUUGCUAUAACUGGAACUAUCAGGGCUGGUGACGUGCACCUCAUUAGUGAUGCUGCAGUGGGUCACGAUUGGUCUGGGGACAGUGUGGUGUACCGUCAUCAUACUGGAGAGCUUACUGUUCUACCUCAUGAUGUUGCCAUACCAGUUUCGUUAAAUGUUCUUGAACAUGAAAUUUUUACAGUUACACCCAUUAAGGUUUUGGGGCCGGAUAUGAGUUUUGGCCCCUUAGGGCUGAUUGACAUGUUCAAUGGUGGUGGAGCCAUUGAUGAGCUAGAGUACAUAGUUGAAAGUGGUUCGGUGAUUGUGGCUAUGAAGGUCAAGGGAUGUGGAAGGUUUGGUGCAUACUCGACGGCUAAUCCCAAAAGGUGCAUAGUUGGACCAAGUGAAGUUGGAUUUGCAUAUGAUUCAGAAUCUGGGCUGGUGAUUUUGAACUUGAAUCAUAUGCCUGAGGAUCAGAUGUGUCAUUAUGUCAAGAUUCAUUUCUGAAUUAAUUAUAAGCUUUAAAAUAGAUAUAAAGUAGCAUGAUGGUGUUAUUGAAGGGAUAUACCCUUAUUAAUUCUUAGGCUUAUUGCCUGAAAUAUGAAAAAUUGGAUCAUUGAUAGAAUUCUUUGUAGCUCUUUUCUAUACUAAUAAUAACAUUACUAAUGUAAGUUUAUUUCUUUUUACUAUAAA
Molecule: messenger RNA, 2633 nt
Organism: Erigeron canadensis
Lineage: Eukaryota; Viridiplantae; Streptophyta; Magnoliopsida; Asterales; Asteraceae
Product: probable galactinol--sucrose galactosyltransferase 6
Exons: 4
Coding region: 12-2447 (811 amino acids)
Source: RefSeq, a predicted model, not a curated record